AUGAAUCCCGAAAGAGAGCUGCGUCAAACAACUUCCAUUCUGGAGCGCAUAGGGACAGACAUUGCAAUUACAGCAGCACAGCUCAGCGAUCAUAUUCAGCAAAACAACUACCAACUACCAUCUUUCGACGUCAACACUCCUAUUCAGGUGCUGCCUUCCACUGCCAGCCAAGAAGCUCAUGAACUCCGCCGCAAACUGAAACGGGAUGCGUUGGCAUUGUUUCGCCUCGCCAGUGGGCCAAGCGAAUAUACUGCUCAUUUGUCUAUGAAUCAUCAAUAUACCGUUAGUCUCCGCUAUCUCAGUCAGUUCCAGAUAUUCAAUCUAGUUCCACGAGAAGGAUCAAUCAAUAUUUUGGAUCUAGCUGCGACCGCUCAGCUUCCUUUAGAUCAACUCACCACCGUCCUCCGGAUGGCAGCCACGGGUGGUCUUUUUGAAUUUCAUUCUACUGAUACCAUCGCGCAUUCGGCAGCUUCUUUGCUUCAUGCCAGUAGCCCUCAGUUUACUGCAUGGAAUACUUGCAUAUCGCAAUAUGUGUUCAAUGCGAGUGCGCAGCUUCCAGCAGCGACACAACGAUGGGGUAACAGUCGUGAUCCCACCCAUAGCCCAUUCAAUCUUGCGUAUAACUCGACAUCGCCAUUUGGGAAGUUUUUAGCCGACAAUCCCUCCAUCGCGCAAGUUAUGGGUCAGUUUGUCCAAGCCACUGAAAUGGUAGACUCUAAUGAUGUCCGGCACCUUGUGACGGGGUAUGAGUGGGGACAUUUAGAAGAGGCUGUUGUUGUUGAUGUGGCUAGUACAAGCCUUGCUAGUAGUAUUGCGCUAGCGAAAGUGUUCCCAUCUCUUUCAUUUGAGAUUCAACCACAACAGAAGGCAGUAGCGCAUAUAAACUCCGUUCAUGAAUCUCUGGAUGCAGAACUUCGAUCGCGAAUCACUAUCAUCCAAACUCAAGCAGAUUCGAGUGUAGGCGAGGCACCAAUGGAAGAAGAAAAAUCAUGCUCGGAAAGAACCCAAUCUGGUCCUAAAAUCUUCCUCCUUCGACACGCUCUCCACAAUCUUCCUGAUUUUAUGUGCGAAUCUAUUCUGAAGAAUCUCUUAUCCGCAUUGCAUGCUCAAAAGCCUCAUGGUCGGAUCUUGAUCAUGGAUUUGGUUCUUCCCGAGUAUGGUGAGCUAGAUCCAUAUGAAGAAGCCAUGUUGCAAACUAGACAGAUGAUUCAAUUGGAACUUGCCAAUGGUCGAGGACGGAGUAUCACGAAUUGGAAGGUUUUGGUGGGUCGGGUGGAGAGUGAGUUGGGUCGAUUGGCAGUGCGGAAGGUUUCGAGGCCGCUUGGUAGUGAUUUGUCAAUUCUGGAGAUUGAUAUGGAUGCCUGA
Penicillium waksmanii is the source of this 1365-nucleotide messenger RNA. RefSeq names its product O-methyltransferase. The coding region runs from base 1 to 1365 and encodes 454 amino acids. The transcript has 3 exons. The record is from RefSeq and is a predicted model, not a curated record. Lineage: Eukaryota; Fungi; Ascomycota; Eurotiomycetes; Eurotiales; Aspergillaceae. Gene Ontology annotation, molecular function: O-methyltransferase activity.